UCUUGCCCCGGCUCCCCGGUUAAAUGUGGUGCCCCUCGCUUUGCAGGGUAAAGGACACAGUAAGCAGAUCCUGGUACUGGGCCUGGAUGGGGCUGGGAAGACUAGCAUUCUCCACUCUCUGGCAACUAACCACGUCAAGCGCAGCAUGGCUUCCACCGAGGGCUUCAAUGCAAUCUGCAUCAACACCGAAGAGUCCCAAAUGGAGUUUCUGGAAAUCGGGGGCAGUGAAUCUCUGCGUUCAUACUGGAAGAUGUACUUGCCCAAAGUGCUGUUGCUGGUCUAUGUCGUGGACUCGGCUGAUCAUGCCAGACUGCCUAUGGCGAAACAGCUGCUUCAUCAACUAAUCCAGAAUAACUCCACCCUGCCUGUGGUAGUUCUGGCCAACAAGCAGGACCUUGAAGUGCCACCUUAUACAUCUUACAUACCGGUACGCCCACGCAGCAGGAUACAUGUACUUGCAGAACCCAAGCCAGUAUUUUGUGAGAGCAGUCCCAGGCUUGCAUGGGGAGACCAAGAGACGAUAUGGACCCUCUCGUGGGGUGCUUUGACAGCUCGACCAUCUGCAAGAAUAUUGUCUCUGUCCAAGCCCAAGACAGAUUUUAGCAAGUACAGGUGCAGACCAGUAAUUGGUGGGCGUUCCCCGCUAGCAAAGUUUGGCUACCCUUCUGAACGGCUACUGAGGUUGGCUGAACCUAAAAAAUACCUCCCUGCUUACCUGGAGAAAAGAGCCCGUGAGUCCCCCGAGUGGCCUGUGUCCCUGGCUGCACAGAACUAUAAUGCCUCCCAGCGGAUACUGGAGCUUGCCCGGCCAAAGGGGCUGCACCCAGACUUCGUGCCGGCCAGAGAGGUGCCAACACGGGUUUCCAGCUUUGCAACCUCGGCAAAUGCAUCGGUCCGGGUCCAGAAACUCGCUGAGCCCUUGAUCAGGGAGUUGACCUGCUGCUCUAGGCACACCCAUCCUAGUUCAGUCAUCUCUACGGUUUCCAGGUUACCUCAGAAGGCGAUUGCGAGCCCUCGGACCAUUGAGCUGUCAAAGCCAAGACAGCUCCCUGCUAAGUACGCGCCCCCGCGGGAUCCAGAGUGGCCUGUGACAGAGGCUGCCAAGCGUGCAGUGGCUAGACCAAGGGUUCUGGAGCUGGCCCAACCUAGCACAAGACCUCGUAUGGGCUUGACUACACUCAACCCAGAUGCAUUCAGAGUGAAAGAGGCUGCUAAGAAGGCAGUUUGUUCUCCACGGCUCCAAGAACUAGCUCGACCAAUUCAGCGCUAAGCUCCCUCAGAAAUGCCUGCCAUCUGCCCACAUCACCCCCUGGAACAUCACUCUCUGGGCUGUGCUGUGGCUGGAAAAUCUCCUUGAACACAGCUCAGAGGCAGCACUCAACAGGAACACUUUCUGGGAGUUCAAAUAAAAUCAUCAUUCCUUAAGAACAGUCAUCAGGGAAAAUUAACAGAAUUCGACCUAAUGUGGGAAGACUCUCUCCUUAGGAUGGGUUACGUCUGGAGUUUCUCUCUUGAUUGUUUUGCUGUAAUAGUUUAAGAAGUAAUGAAACAACUGCUGGGGGAAGGUAGCACAGGAACUGUCCUUUCAUGCAGGGAAGCAUGGCAAACCAAACCCAAGAGUGCACAGUAAGUUGAUGCAACACAACUCCUGAAUUUGGAUUUAAAAUGUUUUGCUAAAGUUUAAACAUCAUCUUACUGACACUCAAACAAGAAGUCACGGAAGUAGAAAUACAAAAGGUACAAUGUGUGUUGAGUUGGCUUGGAUUUGGGGCCUGUUUUCUCAAAUGCCUGGAGAACAGGCAGAUCCAGUUAUGUAGGUGGGUUAAAGCUCUGUGGUUCAGAUACUCAGUUGUGCAACCCUGGGCAAAGUAAGAGAAUUCUUCACUGGGAUUUUUGGAGCCUAACUCAAAAAACCAGAGUUCCCCUCAGUGUAAGAGAGAAGGCAAGUUGCAAAGGCUAAGCAGAAAACAAGUAUUGAUGCCAGAGUCUGCAGAACAAAUUCUGAGCUCCAGUCGGAUCUGUGGAGGAGUCAGUUUGGCAGCUGGAUUGCCAAGAACAACAUAGCCUGUGUGGGGCAUGGCAGAAGGGAAAAUGCUUUUAUCUACUUCCUAUAUGGUUAGUGUGUUUUGCACUGGCUGCCCGAUCACUGGUGACAGGCUGGAGAUACCGAGGCAAGAGAGAUGCUCACCAGUAAGGGACAAAAGCCACAAAUGAAAGCAUGUGGCAGUUUCAGAGCCAAUGUAUUUUGAUCUUCCCUGUGUUAAGCUGAUUUUCCUUUCAAAGGAGUGGAGGCAGGUGACCACAAAUCAGAAGGGUAUUAAUCAUAGGAUCCAUUAAUUGAUUCAGUAAUCCACUAAGCAGAGGACUUUUUAACAAGGUAAGGUCACUGGGCAAUGGUACUUAUUAUUUUUAGAUCAGGCUUUGUCUUGUACCAGGAUGGAUGAGAGUUUGGACUUCAUCCAAGAGCCCCAGUGCAACUGCAUUCCUCAGGCUUGAGAAAGGCCAGGAGGAGGCUGGGGUCUCCCCCUAAAGCCCUUAUGCUGUGGGGUAACCCAAACACCACGAGCUUCUGCCACCCCAGGCAUUAAGAGGUGUGUGGGGCUGUGUGGGCUGCCAUGCAUGGACACCCAGGUGCCCUAAGAGACAGUUGCCUGUGGCUGUCCCUGUGGCAAAAGGAAAACCAACUGUGCCCACUGAGGCUGUCUGGGAAAAAUGUUGCCCUUCCAGAAGAAGGAGUCUGCCUCCUGUCAUGGGGGCAGGGAGCACAAGCAGGGACAUAACACAGCUCUUCUCAUCAAAAAUGUUGGGUUUUUAUUAUUGCACUGGGAAAAACCCCAAAACAACCCACGGGUUCUUUCUCUUUGGUGACCUUUAACAGAAAGGUAAAAAAGACAUUCAAGGGGUGCUUGGCUUGGUCUGAUUAUGGUGUAGGCACUUGGUUUGCCAGUAUCCAGAGCUGAUUCAGGAAUGUUGAGCCAAACCAGGUCACCUGAACAAUGCACUUGGUUUUCCAGAUGCCCUGUACCCUUUUCCAGAUGAUCUGUACCUUAAAGCUAGAACACAUACUUUGCCUCGGAGGAUUGUAAGGAAAAGGAAUCUUUAUUUCUUCAUUCUAUAUUUGAACAUAUAUCAUGGCAAAUUUUCUGCAAGCCUGGGACAAGGGCAUGAAAUUGCCUUUUCUUGUGCAGCUGCUGUUAAUGAGUUGGAAUCACUAGACAGGUUAUCAGCCUUCAAAAUUAUACACACAUAUAUCUAUGUAUAUAUAUGGGUUUUUUCUGGUUAUGUACAUGUUAAAUAAAAUUUAUGUUAAAUAGCAGAGUAUUACUUUGUAUCACAAAACCUAUUGCAACAGAAGAAU
Molecule: messenger RNA, 3358 nt
Organism: Ficedula albicollis (Collared flycatcher)
Lineage: Eukaryota; Metazoa; Chordata; Aves; Passeriformes; Muscicapidae
Product: testicular haploid expressed gene protein-like
Exons: 11
Coding region: 146-1270 (374 amino acids)
Molecular function (GO): GTP binding; GTPase activity
Source: RefSeq, a predicted model, not a curated record